UUCGGUCGGCGGCGCCGUGGAAAGUGGCCGCGCGUGCACCCAGCAGUGGCCUCUGCGGGCCGCGCUCCACUCUCGCCCAUCCCGGGACGGAAACGGGAACGGCUGUGACCCAGUGUGGUCGGCAGAGUGUCCGCAGACGUGGCCGAGCGGCGGCACCGAGCGGCCGGACCGGGCGCAUCGCAGCCUGGACACAGCGGCAUGGGCGGAGCACCGUGUCACACCGCACACGGCGCACCUCGUGGCGCAGCUCGUGGUUCCAGCGAUUUCGACGUGUUUGGUCUUGUGCUUCAGUGCGUUUGGGGUGUGUUGUGUGACUUGUAGCGUGCGUCGAGUGCGUUGACGCGGCGGCAGUGUGUGCGCACUGUGCGUGUGCCCGCCGGAGUGUGUGUGCUGUGGCGCGGAGGGCUCGGAAGUGCUGUGCGCUGAACCCGGAAGACCGCCCUGGAGACGGGCGGCGCUUAUCGCCCGGUAGGGGAAGUUGGGGGAACGCCGAAUACUUUUUUUCUGACGCCCGUAGCACGCAAGGUAGACAACAUAAGCUAUUCUUGUUGGCGUCAUUCGAGAGGCCAGUCUUUUGUCUUUCAAACAUACCAGGCGCAUUUGAUGAAUUCGCAUACCGUUAAGCGCAAAAACUAAAAAUAUCAAAGAACUGACUUUUUCGGCGUUGCCCCGGACUGCGGGGAAAGCCGAAAAUGGGAUAAAUGAUCUACGAGGAAUGCCGACAUUGAUGUUUUGCCAAUUUAUCUCAAACUUUAUCCAAAAUUCAUCAAAGCUGACACGCGUUUUAAGAGCUUGAGGACGCUUGGUGCACAGUGGAAGUUAUAAUUGUGUGAUAUAAUAAGAAAAUGCCAGGUAAAUCAUUCCUUAUAGGUAACAGGCCGUUGUGCCGGCUGAAAGUGUAUUUUGUUUGACUAAAAAUACGCGUUGCUAUUCUACAGCAGUAAAGUCCACGUAGCGUGCUUUAACGUGCGUAAUUGCACGUUUUCGGCAUUACCCCAGCCAGCCAUACUUUCAUUUGCAGGCCCAUAACUUUUAAACGUGCUGUAUAAAUUUCAAAUAGGCAGCACACUUAUGCAAAGACAUGCUGAAGAUUACUUGACCGAAUUGGCCAGACAAACGGUAGCAUAAUGAGUAAGAAAUGCAGCUUCAAAGGCGCAUGUAGUACAAGGGAAACGUACCUUGAAAACGCUUUUGGCGCCCUCACAGCCGAAGUAUUCCAAAUGACGACUCGUAACAAACAUGCGAUAAUUGUAGUCACUUAAGCUUCAGACCAUCACUGAGACGUGGCAUCCAUGUCGUACGGUUUUAGAAAUAUCUCGAAUUUCGGCUUUGCCCCAACUCCGGCAUUGCCCCAACUUCCCCUAUAUCCGAGCCGGCCCUCGCGUGUCGUGUCACCUGACGGUCUCGACGGCGUGACGGCUGCUGGGCCCGCCGCCGGACACUAAAUACGCAGCGGCCGCUGGAGCGGGCCCGCGCCGCCCGCCUCCGCCGGCGCUCCGGUUUCCAGGCCGGGCGCGCCGCGGCGAAUAAUCGGGCUGAUGCGGCGGGGGUGUGCGCGCGGCGGCGGCGGCCGGCGCCGGCAGACAUGAGCCGGGGGCGGGCGGUGCCGCCGGCGCUGCCGCUGCUGCUGCUGCUGGCUGCGGGAAGACUCGGCGCGCAGCAGGUGGCCCGCAGGGAGAUAGUGAUCGGCACCCGACUGGGCCGCCUCCAGGGCAGGCUCGAGUAUGCCGAGACGUUCAACAGCGUCGGCGGCAGCCGCUACUACUACGCCUUCCGAGGGAUCCCCUACGCCCGGCCCCCGAUCGGCGACCUGCGCUGGGCGGAGCCGCGGCCGGCAGAGAGCUGGUCGGGCACCCUGGACGCCCGCUCGUUCCGCGACUUUUGUCCGCAAUAUGACGUCAACACGGGCACGGUGGAGGGACAAGAAGACUGCCUCUACCUUAACGUCUUCACGCCCUUCCUGCCAGGCCAGCUGUCGGCCGGCAGCGGCGGCGGCGGUGCGCCCGGCGGCGGCCUGCUGCCGGUGCUGGUAGUGGUGCACGGCGGCGACUUUGUGCGCGGCGCCGCCAGCCUGCUGGGCCCCCAGCGACUGAUGAGGGAGGACGUCGUGCUGGUGACGCUCAACUACCGGCUCGGCGUGCUCGGGUUCCUGAGCAGCGGCUACCCGGAGCUGGCCGGAAACUACGGCCUGCUGGAUGUCAUCCAGGCGCUCUCCUGGGUCCGGGACGCGGCGCGAGACUUUGCCGGCGACCCGUCACGGGUCACCCUCGUGGGCCACGGCGCCGGCGCCGCCAUGGCGCACAUCCUGAUGCUCUCACCGCGCGCUAAAGGUCUGUUCCAGCGCGUCGUCCUGCAGAGCGGCAGCAGUCUCUGCCCGUGGGCCGUCGAGCCGGAGCCGUUCGACGCCGCCGCCCUGCUCUCCGACGACCUGGACUGCGGACGGGGCGACCGCGACUGUCUGCUCUCCCGGUCCGCACAGCAGCUGGUCAGCGCAGCGCACCGGCGCAUGAGGUUUGUCAGUUUUGCCGGCCACAUGCGGCCGGUGGUGGACGCCGCUCUCCGGUCGGCGCCGGUGCUGCCCGCUGAGCCCCGCUCGCUGCUGGAGGCGCGCGACUUCACCCAGCUGCCGCUUAUGGCCGGCCUGGUGCGGGACGAGGCUCUACAGACCGUCCUCUACCAGUAUUUGGAGGCGGAGCGGCCGACCGACGGCUACUACAUGGAGCACAGUGUGGUCGACUGGACACUGGAGCAGCUGUUUAGUUACAACUUCAGCCACCAGUCGGCGCUGGUGACGGCCGUCAAACGACUCUACCUGACCGACCUCGACUACAGCCGGCCAGCAGAGGUCAUCCCCAGGCUCACUGAGCUACUGACGGACGCCUGGUACACAACCUGCCACGACCUGACGGUGCGUCUGCACGCGGCCGCCGGUCCCGUCUUCAGCUACCUGAUGGCGCACCGCGUCCCGGGCGGGCCGAGCCGCGUGCGGCCGCUGGCGCAGCGGCUGCGCAGCCGCGGGCUAGACUCGGCGCUCCUCGACUCAGGUGUGAGCCACGGUGACGACCUGCUCUACCUGUUCCGGUCUCCAAUCUCGUUCGGCCAGCACUCGGCCUCGGACAAUCUGAUGUCGGAGGUGCUCACCACCUACUGGGCCAACUUCGCGCGCACUGGGGCGCCGACGGUGGCUGGCGUGGACCCGUCGGGCCGACCAGCCUGGACAGUGUCAUCUAGUGAGCAGGUGGCAUACUACAACUUGUCGGUAUCGCCACUGCCCAUGCUGCCUGGUUACAGGGCAAGGGAGGCGGCGUUCUGGCUGGACUCCCUGCCCCUGGUGGAGGAGGAGGCGGGGAGGUCGUACGCCUUCCAGGUGGCCACGUGGACGCUGCUGGCGCUCUGCCUGCUGCUGGCGGUCGCCCUGGCGGCCGCCGUCGCCGUCUGCGUCGCCCGUGGCCGGAAGGACGGCUACGACAGCGACGACGUCAUCAGUAAGGUGAUGCGGUCGGUCCGGAGCAGCACCACCGGAUGAUGGUCAGACGGGGAGAUGGUUCAGAUCUGUCCAGAGGCGGCGGUCACCACCUCAUCUGAGGACCUGGUGCAGGCCUCCCGCACCACCUACCUGUGAGCUCGCCGGUCACCACUCGGUCACCAGUCACCAGUCCGCCACUGGCCGGCAGCUGGCGUCUGCUCCCCAGUGGUUUGCGGCGUAGCCGUGUCAGUGCUCGGGCAAUCUGACUGUCUCCCCCAUCGAAGGCAAUGCUUGCCAAGUUACGCGUGAUGACUGUCGCGCGCGUCAUAUGCCUGAAUCCAGAAAACAUGCCCUGAGUCUAGUAAGGGGAUGGAACUCUCGGCUCUGAUUGGAAUGUGGCGGACCCGAGACAGCAGGGACUUCCAGUCGCCAGACGGCGGGAUAUCCCGGCUGUAGAUAGCUCGGGAAGUCCUGUCACCAGAGUGUGAGGCUGGGAACGUCCCGGCGCCACCCGACUGAGGGAGCCCGAUACCGCCCAGUGUACUCCGUCGCCGCGGCCUGCUGUCAGCCAGACGUGCCAGUACAGAGACCUAGCGCGUUUGUGAGCGCAGCUGUUGUGUUAACCAAAGCAGAUUAUUUAUGAAUAUCAUAUAUUGUUGGUGGCCAAAUGUGAGACGUCAAGCGUAGGCUGAUGCGCGAGUUUAUGUAGUACCUGCAUUUAAUGGUAUAUUUUAUUCAGGCAUAUUUGUGAUACGAGGAUAGUGUAACCGUCGAACAAUAUUCCCGUAGUAUAGAUUAGUUACUAGUAUUUAGGAAAGACUAUGCAGUCAGUCUUCGAGAUCAAUGUAUGCAUUUGCUGCAUCUGCAAUGUCCAAUGCACUCUUAUUGUCCACUGUUUCUACUGAUGAUGCUGUACCUGGUCAAAUACAAUUUAGCGACUGAA
Amphibalanus amphitrite is the source of this 4409-nucleotide messenger RNA. RefSeq names its product acetylcholinesterase-like. The transcript is spliced from 12 exons. Gene Ontology annotation, cellular component: tricellular tight junction; septate junction; cell surface. The coding region runs from base 1586 to 3526 and encodes 646 amino acids. The record is from RefSeq and is a predicted model, not a curated record. NCBI's taxonomy places the organism in Eukaryota, Metazoa, Arthropoda, Thecostraca, Balanomorpha, Balanidae.